Molecule: messenger RNA, 6958 nt
Organism: Cydia strobilella
Lineage: Eukaryota; Metazoa; Arthropoda; Insecta; Lepidoptera; Tortricidae
Gene: pico
Product: amyloid beta A4 precursor protein-binding family B member 1-interacting protein
Exons: 16
Coding region: 307-3324 (1005 amino acids)
Biological process (GO): signal transduction
Source: RefSeq, a predicted model, not a curated record
UCAGUACGGUCGGUACGGCACGGGUGUCGACCGUCGUACUCACUGGAUGGGCUCUGUUUCAGUGUGCAAUGAAUCUUACCGGAAUGCGCAUUGACGACUCUUGGGAUCACAAACGAUAAUUUUGUUCAUUAGUAAACAUUCCGUAACAGAAAUUACAUUCGGUCCUAUAAUAAGUUUUAUUAAGUUGUGGGAUACAAAUCGUGUUUACUUUACAGACAGUGAGUGAAAUGUUUUGAAUUGUGACGGACGGCGUUGUAUGAUGAUAUUGGAGAGAAUGCAGUUCCAAUUACCUUCUUGAAGUAGCGGAUGGCGCUGGUCGAGGAAGCAGGCGCGGGCGCCGCCUCCGACGACCCGGAGGCGCUGCUCAACGAGUGGCUCGGCGAGCUCACCGUGCUCACGGCGGGUCUAAAUGCGUGUAAUGAGGGCGAGAGCGCGCUGAGGCCGCUCGAGAUCGUGGCGCCGCGCAUCGAUACCUACCGGUUCUCGAUGGCCAACCUCGAGGAGAGUCACGACGCCGACCUCGACGCCAUUCUGGGCGAGCUCUGCGCCCUCGACUCCGAGUACGACGAGGAGAUAUCUAGGGUGUCUUCAGGUUACUCGUCGAGCAGUAAAGAGCGCGACGGGCCGGGCUGCGCGCGUCGGCAGGAGUGCAAGGACAGCUCCGACGGCGCCUCCGUGCCGAGGACCGACUCGCCCGACAAUGACUCCGCCUUUAGUGAUACUGUUUCAAUGCUGUCGAGCGAAUCCUCGGCGUCAAGUAGUACUAGUGCAAAAUGUAAAGCGAUCAAACUCAAUCUACAUCAGGAUCAAAAGAAUGCGAGUUUCCAACAGAAGGCUGACAAGAUAAAGCUAGCGUUAGAGCGCAUGCGCGAGGCUAACAUUAAGAAGUUGUUCAUCAAGGCGUUCUCGACGGACGGCUCGUCCAAGAGUCUGCUGGUGGACGAGAAGAUGAGCUGCGGCUACGUGACGCGCCUGCUGGCCGACAAGAACCACGUGUCGAUGGAGCCCAAGUGGGCCGUGGUCGAGCAGCUGCCCGAUCUACAUAUGGAACGUGUGUAUGAAGACCACGAAAUGUUAGUGGAUAAUUUAAUGUUAUGGACAAGAGAGUCGAAAAAUAAAAUAUUAUUCGCCGAAAGACCAGACAAAAUAUCAUUGUUUCAAACUCCGGAGAAGUUCCUUUUAUCGGAGGAUGAUAGAGGGUGGUCAAGCGAGCACGAUGAGCAUUCAAGGCACGUGAUAUUAGAAGAAUUCUUCGGGCAAAGCGGCGGGGCGAGCAGCGCGGCGCCGUCCGUGUCGGGGCACCCCGUGCCACCCAUGGAGGGCCCGCUCUACCUCAAGAGCGACGCCAAGAAGGGCUGGAAGAAGUACCACUUCGUCCUCAGGCCUUCCGGUCUCUACUAUUCGCCGAAGGAUAAAGUGAAGACGCUGAAAGAACUAGUCUGUUUAGCGACUUUCGACACGAACGAAGUUUACUUAGGAUUGAAUUGGAAAAAGAAAUACAAAUCACCGACCGACUACUGUUUUGCUAUCAAGCACCCGAGGCUACAACAACCAAAGAGUGUUAAGUUUAUAAAGUUCCUGUGCGCGGACGACCAGCGAACGCUGGAGCGAUGGGUUACCGCCAUGAGGAUAGCCAAGCAUGGGAGGCAGCUGCUGGAGAACCACCGGUCGCUGGUGGAGGAGCUCACACAGGAGGACCUGGACCACCUCGCGCACGCGCGCUCCUGCUCGAUAACGUCGAUCCCUACGAAGACCGGCGGCGCGGCGCCGCCGGGGGCGAGCAGCCCGGCGCAGGCCUCCAGUAUCUCCAGCAGCGCCAGCAUCGCCAACUCCGAUAUCAGCAGCGGCAGGCACUCGCGCGCCUCGUCGUCGAGCUCGAGCGGCUGCCUGUCCGACGGCGGCACGGCCUCCGAGAGCGCCUUCGACUGCGAGUUCCCCAUGGGAACGAUAAAGCGUAAACCGUCGAUGAAGCCGAACAUCCCGCUGACGUGGAUGACGCGGCAGUUGAAGGAGAUGGCGGAGACGGAGGCGGCCGAGGCGGAGGAGGCCGGCGACGGAGGCACGCUAACGCGCACGCCGCGCGCCCCGUGUGAUGACUCCACGCUUAAGCGCAGGCACCACAUCAAUUCGUCAGAAAGUGCAAUUUAUGGCAGAACGACACUGGUAAGCAGCCCGGCUCGCGACGAGCCGACGUCCCCGGGAUACGCCAUCUACGAGAGCAUCCCGCGCGAUACCGCGCCAGCGGCCGCCGACACCGCCUCCUCGCUGUACGGGUACGCCGGCCUGUACGAGCCGGGGCGCGCGCCGCCCGCCGACGACCUGCCUCCGCCGCCCGCCCUGGAGCCCGACGCCAUGUUCAGCUCCACACUGAGCCUGGACUCGUUGCCGCCGCCCCCGCCGCCCCCCGAUCCCGUCGAGGACCUCUCGGGCUCUCAGCUCAGCCUGCCUCCUCCGCCGCCCGAACACACUAUAGACACUCAACCGGGCCGCGUGCACGACAUCGUCAAUCAGCUGACUUCGCAUCAGAUCGAACAGACCGCCCGAGCCAACUCUCGAAACUCCGACCUGAGCCGCUCGUUCCCGCGGCAGCCCUCCCUGGACAGCGUCAGCUCCAGCGCGUCGCGGACCUCCUCCCUUCAUUCCGAUAAGAGCAUCUACGGUCAACAGAACGUGGCUUACGGAGCAUGUUUAGCGGAACUUCAAAACAAGACGUUAAGCAACGGCAGUCCCUCCAUUCAAAAGAAAAUAAUGACGGAGCCAACGAAGGAACGCACGGGGUCGAUUAAGAAAGUGAAUUUCGCUGACGAUUUGCCGACGUGCACCGACUCUGCGAAAAAGAACAAGAAAAUCACAUUUAACUUGAAGGAGGCACCGCCGUCGUCGCCGCGCAAGCCGCCCCCGCCGAAACGCAACGAAAGCACACGACUAUCGUCUCCCAAGAAAUUGGUUGAUUCCAACAGCAACCCACCCAAAGAAUUUCUUAAAGAUCUGCAACGUGUGAUGAGAAAGAAGUGGCAGGUCGCACAAAAGUGUAAGUUGGAGCCUGCGACGACACCUCACGAAGUGCUGGGCUUCCGAGAAUAUCCACUGUCGGAGGACUACAAAGAGACGAGCGUGUCGAUGUGGGUGCAGGAGCAUUACGGCAGCGCAGUGGAGGACCCGUUCUACGAGAACGUGUACGGGCGAGGCGAGACGAGCUCGGCGCCGCGCCGCGACGAGCCCAAGCCCAUCAAGAAGAGGCCGCCGCCCGCGCCGCCGCGCCGCAGCGACUCCACGCACCUGACCUCGCACCCGCUGCCGUCCGCCGUGCACCCCUCCGCUUGAAACCCGCUGUGGCGCGCGUGCUGCUGGCUGUGGACGGGCCGGCCGCCCGGCGCCGACGACGUAGAUAACGAUUUCAGAACUCGACGGUUCUGCGACAGUUUGAACAGUUCCACUAGUACGGUUGACGGUCGUGCGUGAUAUCGUUUUGUAUAGUGUAUAACGCACGGGCAGAGAUUGUUGUACGUUGAGGUGAAUGGUUGAAUGGUGUAGUUUUUCCAUUUUUAUUGAUUAGUUAUAAUUAUUACAUUUACACAACUGAUUACUAAAUGUGCUAUGGGUAUUUAGGAGUAAUUUAAUAAGUCACCAACAAGUGGACAUAAUUAUGCCUACUAGUAACAAAUUGUAUUAUGAUAAUUUUCAAGUUGGUAAGGUACCGAUAUUACUAGUGCCAAGCUGUGCGAGCACAAUUUGUAUCCAAUAAAUCGUUUUCAAAAUACGUUAAGCGCGUUAAAUUUAAACAACUAAUGUAAGAAAAGACAAAUGUGGUCUAAACUUAUAAGUGUGCUAGUUGAAGCUUAAUUAUAAUAUAUGUGACGUUUUCUACCAAAAGGUACCACAUUGUCGCUUGUCGAUAAGGUUGAUUUUGAAUUGAAGCUAUAUGGAAAUAGCGCCUUAUUGACAACCGACAAUAAGUGCCCUUUUGGUUGAGAAUGGCACAUAUAUUCUACCUGCUAAAAGUGAUGUAAUUAGGUAAUUUUUCAGACUGUAGUUCUGACAAGAAAAGUAAAGACCAAUUUCGAUAUUAAAAUGUUAUUAUUUCGAAAAAUAUAAUAAAUCAUUUAUCGUAAUUUGAAUGGCGGUGCUAUUUUGAAAAGGUAUACUAAUGUAUUGUAGGUAAUUUGCAAGUCUACUUGUAAUGAAACUGCUUAAAAAACGAGCUACCUAAUAUAGUUCUAGGCUAAACAUAAUUUAUAGGUAAGUUCUUUAAAAAAAUAUACCUAUCUUAAUUUAUUUAUUAUAAAAUUUAAUAACAUGACAGUUUAACUUAUUUAUCUAAGUUAGUUGAUUACAAGUAGACAGACAAAAUAGUUCUGGGCAUGAGUUGGAGUUUGUGUCAAUUUAAUUUUUUUUGUUCCUAGUGAAACAAAAUAUAAUCGUUUAAAAAUCUUAGUAGAUUCUAGUGAUGUCAGGAAAUAAUGUACCUGACAAGACCUUCUUCAAACUUGCGGCUUAAGGAGGGAUUUAUGGAAAAUUGUUCAUAUUCUAUUUGAAUCAAAUGCGUCAUUUUACAAACGCAAACCGACAUUAAGCCGUGGCGGGGGGCGUGGAAGGUAAACCGGGCUCCUGUUAUUAUGUAUAAUCAACAGACAGGUGCACUCGCUAGUGUACUUGACUCAAUUUGCUGCCACAAUUUAGGUACAUGUAUUUGGAAUGUAUGUUUUAAUUUGCUAUAAUAUUUUAUGCUAGAUAUCCUGCAGUGUUUAAAAUUUGAUGUUGCCUAAACGUAGGAUUAUACAGGCCAGCUACUCCUUGAACCGGAGUCGAGGAUAUUUAACAGAGUAACCUAUUUUUUUCGCAAUAUGUUGCAGUUACUCCUUUUAAAUGUCCUACUUUAUCCAAAGCAGAAUGCAGCUAAAUAGUUUGUAUUGUAGUAGCACUAAUUAAGGAUAUCUACCAUUCCACCUUGCAUUUAUACUACAUACAAAAAAUAUGAGUUUUAUCACUCCCUAAAAUAAUAAUGCCUACUUUAAGACUUCAUGUCAUUGGGUAUAUUAUUUUCGUUUUAUUUGCGAAAUGACCUAAGUAUUUGAGGCCUAUAAUAGUUUCAGAACAUAUUGUCUAACUAACUAUUGUAAAUUAUAAACAUACAGAAUCGGACAUUUUAGAGAAAUAAUUUAAUUUGAAGAUAUAUUAUGUAUGACCAUGACAUUAGACCGCAAAUAAAUUAUAGCUAUAUACUUAACAAUUCCUAAUUUAGUGCCAUAAUUAUGAAAACAUAUUUUAUUGUUUUUUGGUAAGGUUAUUCAUAUUUAUUUCAUGGAUAAAAGUCUAAUCGUUAAUUUAUUUAUUUAGCUGGAAAAAAACAUAGUACCUACUUGUGCGUACGGAAGCAUACAGCUGCAAUUUAGGUAUACUCCCUUAUUUAUACUAUGAUGUUUGCGCAAACACAAAAUAUAUGCAAUGAAAAGGACAAAAUUAAAAAAUAAACAUAACUCCAAUAUCAUAAAGAUCUCACUGUAGUCAGAAUACGUUACUUAUUUUUAUGUUCGGGCUGUGAUUUCUUUUUUGUGUCUGGCUUAGUUUCUGAUAAUGAGUUGUAUAAGUACCUACCCAAUAAAAAAAAGGUUGGAUCUGAAGUGAAUGCUACUUGCGCAAAUUUUAAGAGAUUCCAUUCUAGGGAAGAAAAGAGAUGGACAGGCUCAGGCUCGGCAGGCACAGUACACGUCAAAUACACGGUAGGACAUAAUAUUUAAUCCAAAUGAUAUGUAGAAGAACACGUUACACUGUAUCUAGUUUAGUCGGGUUCAUUUUAGUUCGUUAACGAAAUAAAAAGCGAGGUAUUUAGCUAAACUCCCUACAUUUACCAUUUAGGUGAAAUUUGGUGGUACUAGAGAUAACUUUUUCAGCAUUAUUACUUUUUCAUUACUCCUGGGUGAAACUAAUAUACACUUAAUACACCUAUGACAUUGUAAGAUUGUACCUACCUACUUAUACCUAGUAUUGCCGAUAACGAAUAAACCGUUUGAGGCAUAAUUAUUAUUAUUUAUUAUACUCGUACAUGUAGCGUCAUUUAGUAAUCACCGCACGUAUAAAUAGGCAACGAGAAUCCAUCCAGAUUCAAAUUCGGGUUACUAAGACUGAAGCAUAAUUGAUCCGAUUUUGACAAUAAACUUGCGUCCAAUGUUGGCAUAGUGGUACCUAUUAAGUUAAACGUCUUAAGUGUUUAACCGGCUAAUUCCAAUAGUUGACGUUCCUGGAAUUAAGAUUGAAAAUCGCAACUAUUGGGCCAGUGUCAAGCACAGGCACAGGCAUUUACUCUAAAUCUUUGAAUGGCGCGUAUGUCAACUCCAGUGAUAUGAGUCCGCAGUCCAUUAUUGUGUAAACAAGGCCUUGACUUAGGUCCGGGUGCACUAACCACAACCGCGCGAACGCGAUAGACUGAUUACCUAUCAUAGCUCGACAGAGAACUAUCAACUUCACUUUACAAGAAAUAAAGAGACGUCAUUAUUGUGAUUAGGUACUGAUGGUUUAGUGCAACCUACCCUUAAUGUGCGUUAUUAUUAUAUCAAUAACUUGUUAAUUAAAGAGGAAUCAUUUUUAUAAUUGUUUAGGGUACCUAUACAAUGCUUAAUUAUUACAAUUGAUCUUUAAACAUAGGGCAACCAAAACUAAUUUGUACUGUAUAGGGUACGGAGCUAUGUAGCUAACUUUUGUAACUUAACAGUUGAAAUUGUACCUAUAGGUAUGUGUGUGUAUAUAAAAAUUAAAACUGGAAUUUUAGAUACGGGUUCUACUAUUUCCAACUGACGUUAUAAAUUUAUGUAUUUGAUACGAUUUAGUUCUCAAACUAUUAUAUGUGUAACGCAUUUAUUAGUAUUCAUGGAUAUCUAUCUAAGUUUAAAUUGUACAGAACAAAUUAAUUAUAAUAUAAGUUCUUUGUAUAUUUUUUCAAAUAUAACGAAAUUUCAAAUUG